CCCAGGGCGCUUAUCGCGGCCAGGCAGACUGGGCCGCGCCUCGUCCCCGCCCGCGAACCCCGACCCAGGGAAACCCGGGGCGCUGGGGAGGGGCCAUAGCUCUCAGCUCUGGCCCUCCAUAGCGCUCAGCUCUGGCCCUCCAUAGCCCGAGGCGCGGGAUAGGAAGUUCGCGUCUGCACUGCCUGAGCUCGUUCUCUCGAGGUCCGGGUCUCCCGAGGCCGCCAACCGCCGGCUGCUAUCGUGACCUGGAGCUGCAGCGCCUCCCGCGCCGGCCGCCGCGCCAGGGAAGCGCUGAGUGGCGCCGGGUGUGGUCCGGCGAAGGGGUUGUGCAGCGCGCGGGCUGUGUGCUGUGCCCACACAAACGGUUCUGGGCGUGCAGGAGGGAAGAGGCAGUGCCCGCCACUCCCACUGAGAUUGAGAGACGCGGCAAGGAGGCAGCCUGGAGAGGAGCUGAGGAGGAUUGGGCAACGCACCGUGCCCAAGCUCGGUGGCCUUGUUAAGCGGAAACUGCUGCUUUAGGGUUUGUUUGGAAGGUCCAGCUGACUCAUCCCAACAUUUACAUCAAUAAGUGUUAAAGCUCUGCCUCUGAGCCCGCACAUCCUGAGAUCCUGAGCCCUUGGUUAAGACCGAGCUCUAUUAAGCUGAGAUCCAAUCGAUGAUCUCACUUUGCAUUUAACUGCUAAAUAUCCUUAAUUUUCUCUGAUCUGUGACAGUUCCUCAGCCUUUCAUUGUUUUUUCAUGGACCUUGACACUAUUGAAGAAGACCCGAAAGAUAAAAACUCUCCAGAUGUCUUCCAGUAAUGUCGAAGUUUUUAUCCCAAUGUCACAAGGAAACACCAAUGGCUUCCCCAUGACAACUUCCAGUGACCUGAAGGCAUUUACUGAAGGAGCUGUGUUAAGUUUUCGUAACAUCUGCUAUCGAGUGAAAGUGAAGAGUGGCUUUCUACCUUGUCGAAAACCAGUUGAGAAAGAAAUACUAUCGAAUAUCAAUGGGAUCAUGAAACCUGGCCUCAAUGCCAUCCUGGGACCCACAGGUGGAGGCAAAUCUUCGUUAUUAGAUGUCUUAGCUGCAAGGAAAGAUCCAAGUGGAUUAUCCGGAGAUGUUCUGAUAAAUGGAGCACUGCGACCUACCAAUUUCAAAUGUAAUUCAGGUUAUGUGGUACAAGAUGAUGUCGUGAUGGGCACUCUGACGGUGAGAGAAAACUUACAGUUCUCAGCAGCUCUUCGCCUUCCAACAACUAUGACGAAUCAUGAAAAAAACGAACGGAUUAACAGGGUCAUUCAAGAGUUGGGUCUGGAUAAAGUGGCAGACUCCAAGGUUGGAACUCAGUUUAUCCGUGGUGUGUCUGGAGGAGAAAGAAAAAGGACUAGUAUAGGAAUGGAGCUUAUCACUGAUCCUUCCAUCUUGUUCUUGGACGAGCCUACAACGGGCUUAGACUCAAGCACAGCAAAUGCUGUCCUUUUGCUCCUGAAAAGGAUGUCUAAGCAGGGACGAACAAUCAUCUUCUCCAUUCAUCAGCCUCGAUAUUCCAUCUUCAAGUUGUUUGAUAGCCUCACCUUAUUGGCCUCAGGAAGACUUAUGUUCCAUGGGCCUGCUCAGGAGGCCUUGGGAUACUUUGAAUCAGCUGGUUAUCACUGUGAGGCCUAUAAUAACCCUGCGGACUUCUUCUUGGACAUCAUUAAUGGAGAUUCCACUGCCGUGGCAUUAAACAGAGAAGAAGACUUUAAAGCCACGGAGAUCAUAGAGCCUUCCAAGCAGGAUAAGCCACUCAUAGAAAAAUUAGCCGAGAUUUAUGUCAACUCCUCCUUCUACAAAGAGACAAAAGCUGAAUUACAUCAACUUUCCGGGGGUGAGAAGAAGAAGAAGAUCACAGUCUUCAAGGAGAUCAGCUACACCACCUCCUUCUGUCAUCAGCUCAGAUGGGUUUCCAAGCGUUCAUUCAAAAACUUGCUGGGUAAUCCCCAGGCCUCUAUAGCUCAGAUCAUUGUCACAGUCAUACUGGGACUGGUUAUAGGUGCCAUUUACUUUGGGCUAGAAAAUGAUUCUACUGGAAUUCAGAACAGAGCCGGGGUUCUCUUCUUCCUGACGACCAACCAGUGUUUCAGCAGCGUGUCGGCCGUGGAACUCUUUGUGGUAGAGAAAAAGCUCUUCAUACAUGAAUAUAUCAGCGGAUACUACAGAGUGUCAUCUUAUUUUUUUGGAAAACUGUUAUCUGAUUUGUUACCCAUGAGGAUGUUACCAAGUAUUAUAUUUACCUGUAUAGUGUACUUCAUGUUAGGAUUGAAGCCAACGGCAGACGCCUUCUUCAUUAUGAUGUUUACCCUUAUGAUGGUGGCUUAUUCGGCCAGUUCCAUGGCACUGGCCAUAGCAGCAGGUCAGAGUGUGGUUUCCAUAGCAACACUUCUCAUGACCAUCUCUUUUGUGUUUAUGAUGAUUUUUUCGGGUCUGUUGGUCAAUCUCAGAACCAUUGCAUCUUGGCUGUCAUGGCUUCAGUACUUCAGCAUCCCACGAUAUGGAUUUACGGCUUUGCAGCAUAACGAAUUUUUGGGACAAAACUUCUGCCCAGGACUCAAUGAAACAGCAAACAGUACUUGUAACUAUGCAAUAUGUACUGGUGAAGAAUAUUUGACAAACCAGGGCAUCGAUCUCUCACCCUGGGGCUUGUGGAAGAAUCACGUGGCCUUGGCUUGUAUGAUUGUUAUUUUCCUCACAAUUGCCUACCUGAAAUUGUUAUUUCUUAAAAAAUAUUCUUAAAUUUCCCCUUAAUUCAGUAUGAUUUAUCCUCACAUAAGAAAGAAGCACCUUGAUUGAAGUAUUCAAUCAAGUUUUUUUGUUGUUUUCUGUACCCUUGCUGUCACACUGUUGCACAACAGCAUUUGUUUUAAAGAGAUACAUUUUUAGAAAUCACAACAAAUGGAAUUAGACAUGAAAGAAUCCAAGAUAUCAUGUAUUGCAUAUUAGUUCAUCUCCUCAGACAGUAACCAUGGGGAAGAAAAUCUAGUCUAACUUAUUAACCUAAAAAAGGAGAAUUGAAUUCUGGAAACUCCUGUCGCUGGCAUUUGUUUCCUCAUCUUUAAAAUGAAUAGGUAGGUUAGUAGCCUUUCAGUCUUAAUACUUUACGAUGCUGUGAUUUGCCAUUGUUUAAUAAAUGACAAAUGUAUUAAUGCUAUACUGGAAAUGUAAAAUUGAAAAUAUGUUGGAAAAAAGAGUCUGUCUUAUAGGGUAAAAAAGCCACUGUGAUAGAAAAAUCUUUUUGAUAAGCACAUUAAAGUUAAUAGAACUUACUGAUA
This is a messenger RNA of Rhinopithecus roxellana (golden snub-nosed monkey), 3291 nucleotides long. It is a transcript of the gene ABCG2, whose product is annotated as ATP binding cassette subfamily G member 2 (Junior blood group). NCBI's taxonomy places the organism in Eukaryota, Metazoa, Chordata, Mammalia, Primates, Cercopithecidae. Gene Ontology annotation, molecular function: ABC-type transporter activity; ATP binding; ATP hydrolysis activity. Bases 788 to 2755 code for a protein of 655 amino acids. The record is from RefSeq and is a predicted model, not a curated record. The transcript has 17 exons. Gene Ontology annotation, cellular component: plasma membrane.